Capronia epimyces CBS 606.96 is the source of this 819-nucleotide messenger RNA. RefSeq lists its product as uncharacterized. Gene Ontology annotation, cellular component: ribosome. Gene Ontology annotation, molecular function: structural constituent of ribosome. The transcript has a single exon. Gene Ontology annotation, biological process: translation. Lineage: Eukaryota; Fungi; Ascomycota; Eurotiomycetes; Chaetothyriales; Herpotrichiellaceae. The record is from RefSeq and is a predicted model, not a curated record. Bases 1 to 819 code for a protein of 272 amino acids.
AUGGAGAUUGCCAAAGAGAUUGAAGCAGGUCUCGGAUCCACGAAUCCCGAUCCUCAGCAGUCCUCCGCACCACAACCCUCCUCGACUGCAAUUUAUACUCUCGAUUCUCCUAUCCUGAAAACCCUGUAUUCCUGGCCAGAUCUUGAACCGACAAGAUAUGCGUGGUACGAACAACAGUUUCUCGACGCCCCUAUGCGAAGGGAUAUCCUCCAUCGCGCGGUGGUCUUCGAGGCCGACGCCAGUAGACAGGGCACAGCCAGCACGAAAUGGCGAUAUGAUGUCCAUGGCAGCAAUCGCAAGCUAUAUGCACAGAAAGGAACAGGCAGAGCCCGUGUCCGAGACAAGAAAUCCCCCAUACGACGAGGUGGAGGUGUGGCUUUCGGGCCAAAGCCGCGAGACUUUUCUACCGAACUCCAGCGCAAGGUCUAUUACCAGGCAUUCAAGAUCGCGCUGAGCUACCGACAUAGGAAAGGUGAAUUGACGGUUCUAGACAACCGAAUUGCCUUGCCAGAAGAUACGGGAGCAAGAUUCCUGAACAAUGUCUUCGAAGCCAAUAGCUGGGGCAAAGCCAACGGCAGAAGUCUACUCGUCACCAGCACCCUUGAGUCACAGGAUCCCGAGAUAUUCGAAGAGAUGCAUGAAAUCGGCGAGCAUGGAUUGCUCAAGGAUAUUGAGGAUGUCGAUGUGAAGGAUCUGCUGGAGACUGGCAGGGUGGUGAUUGAGAGAACCGCGCUUGAAGCCUUGUUAGGAAAGCAUCUCAAACUCUUGUCUGGCCCUGAGCGAGAGGCUGAGCGACGUCGGAUUGUACAAUAUUCAUGA